AUGCGGGUCCUCGAGUUACGCCUCAUGCAUCACUGGGUAACCGCUACCGCAGAAACGAUGAGCUCGGCCCAACUAGCGGGCGUUCGUGAUAUGUGGGGUGUUUCAGUUCCUCAAAUGGCUUUUGAAUAUGAGCCUCUUCUUCACACAUUACUUGCUCUUGGUGCAGCGCAUCGCGCCACACUCCUUCCAAAUGAAGCAAGUUCCUUGCGCCCCAUACAUCAUUCUUACAUCGAUUCUGCUCUUCAGCGACACCGUCCGGUGACAGCCACACUUGACGGGAGUACAAGUGAGUCAGUCUGCUUGAACGCUGUCUUGAUUUCACUGUACACUCUGUUUCUACGAUCGGAGUCUUCAACAGAACCGUAUGAGCCCCCAUUAUUAUGGCUUUCAAUAGCACGUGGCAUUCGAACCGUCUUCAAGGACUCUUAUCAUAUCUUGGUACAGUCAAAGUCACGUCUGUGUCCUUUACUGCUGGCUCAACCAACGGUUUGGUUCCAAGGACCGUACAAGAGCCCGGAAAAGACAUUCCAUUUUCUCCUCGAAUAUCGUCGAGAUGAAGAAGUUAUGGAUGAGAAGACAGAAAGAGCAUACAGUGAGACAAUCCACUAUCUAGAGCGCUUAUACAUAUCCGUGCAAAAUGAAAAGCCCGAUUGGGUCAUUCGCAAGCAGUUCACCGGGUUUCCACCAGUUGUACCUGGCGACUUUCUUGACUUUUUCUACGAGAAACGACCACGGGCUUUGGUGAUUUUGGCAUACUUGUUUGCCUUGGCGAAAAAAGUUGAAAAUAUAUGGUGGCUUCGCGGAAUUCCCGAGCGAGAGGUCCGUGGUAUCAACAGUAUCUUGCCUCCUGAUUGGAAGUGGACCAUGGUUUGGGCCCUGAAUCUGGUCUCCGAAGAGAAAGAGGCACCGAAGAACGGGCCUAUCGUUCCUCAGCCGAAUUGGAGUAUGAUCGACGCUUUAUAUUGA
Molecule: messenger RNA, 966 nt
Organism: Penicillium atrosanguineum
Lineage: Eukaryota; Fungi; Ascomycota; Eurotiomycetes; Eurotiales; Aspergillaceae
Exons: 1
Coding region: 1-966 (321 amino acids)
Biological process (GO): regulation of transcription by RNA polymerase II
Molecular function (GO): DNA-binding transcription factor activity, RNA polymerase II-specific
Source: RefSeq, a predicted model, not a curated record